Molecule: messenger RNA, 646 nt
Organism: Cuscuta europaea
Lineage: Eukaryota; Viridiplantae; Streptophyta; Magnoliopsida; Solanales; Convolvulaceae
Source: the annotation of a GenBank genome assembly
CUAAAACCUAGAGUAGAGAGGAAGAAAGAAGAGAACGCUAGCACGUUCCCUGCGGCCGAUCCAAUCACGUGCGUGUGGAUACCGGUAGAGCUCGGGAUCGUUUUCUCGGACUGUCUGACAUCCUUGAUUAAGAUUGAUAUUUAAUAUGACCACCAACACAACUUUUUCACUGCGAUCAAUCAUUGAGAAGGAAAAACUUAAUGGAACAAAUUACAUGGACUGGGAUAGGAAUCUGAGAAUUGUUCUCAGGCAAGAGCGUAAAGAAUAUGUCCUUUACCAACCAAUUCCUGCUGAACCAGCGGCCAAUGCUCCUAGAGCCACUAGAGAUGCUUAUGAAAGGCAUGUCCGUGAUGAAGUUGAUGUCACUUGUCUGAUGUUAACCAUCAUGGAAGCUAAUCUUCAGAAUCAGUUUCUGAAUCGUCAUGCACAUGACAUCUCUAAUGAACUCAAGAACUUGUUUCAGAAACAAGCACGGAUCGAAAGGUUCGAGACAACCAAGGCUUUGUUUCACACAAGGCUUACUGAUGGGAGCCCAGUUGGACCUCACGUACUCAAGAUGAUUGGGUAUAGGGACCACUUGGAAAGACUUGGAUCUCCAAUUAGUCAAGAGUUGGCUACUGAUGCGAUUCUCGCAUCACUCACCCCG